UUUACUAAUGACUUCAAUCAUCAACAAGCUUCGUCGCCGCCAUUCUCAUGAGUAUGCACCUUACCAGCAUCUCGAACAGCACUUUGAAUCUGCUGAGAUCGUCCGUGAUACUAUCAUUGGCUUGUCAGAUGGUCUCACUGUACCAUUUGCUUUGGCUGCUGGUCUGUCUUCCCUUGGUAACUCCAAGCUUGUUAUUUAUGGUGGUGCAGCAGAACUUGUGAGUGGUGCUAUUUCGAUGGGUCUCGGUGGAUAUCUUGCUGCUCGAUCAGAAAUCGACCAUUACCGGACCGAACGCCUUCGGGAAGAGCGUGAGGUGGAGGAAUGUCCCCAAGACGAGGAAGAUGAAAUUGUGGAGAUUUUGGAGCCCUAUGGUCUUGAUCGUGAAACACUCCAGCCUUUGAUUGACAAGCUCAAGAGUGAUCCUGAAAAGUUUGUUGAUUUUAUGAUGAAGUUUGAACUGAACAUGGAGAUGCCAGAUCCUCGUCGCAGUUGGAUCUCGGCACUUACAAUCGGUAUCUCUUAUUUUGUGGGAGGCCUGAUUCCAUUACUGCCCUAUCUGUUCUUGGAAGAUGCAAUGAUGGCUCUGUAUGUGUCAGUGGCCGUGACCUCCUUGACAUUGUUGAUAUUUGGCUAUGUGAAGAGCAAGUUGGUCAACCCUGAUGGUGCAUUUACGGGUGCUAUCCAAACCCUCUUGAUUGGAGCUGUUGCAGCAGGUGCCAGUUAUGGAAUCGUCAAGCUUUUACCAUCUGAGCCUGGAUUCUAAUUAGAUAUCUUAUCUUGAUCUUACAAUCACAUCAAUAUCCCCUCCCAAUUCCCCAUGCUAUAGACCUUAUAUUCACCCUCCUUUACUCCCCCUCCUUCUCACCUUCACCCUCACUUUCGCUUUCAUCUUGGCCUUUAUUUUAACCUUUUUCCACCAAAUAUAUAUAUAUAUAUAUAAAUACGAUACAUAUAAUGAAAAUUAUAAUGAAAAUUAUACAAGA
Messenger RNA from Phycomyces blakesleeanus NRRL 1555(-), 983 nucleotides. RefSeq lists its product as hypothetical. Gene Ontology annotation, cellular component: fungal-type vacuole membrane. The transcript is spliced from 5 exons. Gene Ontology annotation, biological process: intracellular manganese ion homeostasis. Bases 8 to 763 code for a protein of 251 amino acids. The record is from RefSeq and is a predicted model, not a curated record. NCBI's taxonomy places the organism in Eukaryota, Fungi, Mucoromycota, Mucoromycetes, Mucorales, Phycomycetaceae. Gene Ontology annotation, molecular function: iron ion transmembrane transporter activity; manganese ion transmembrane transporter activity.